Molecule: messenger RNA, 1968 nt
Organism: Thrips palmi
Lineage: Eukaryota; Metazoa; Arthropoda; Insecta; Thysanoptera; Thripidae
Product: proton-coupled folate transporter-like
Exons: 11
Coding region: 113-1651 (512 amino acids)
Biological process (GO): transmembrane transport
Cellular component (GO): membrane
Molecular function (GO): transmembrane transporter activity
Source: RefSeq, a predicted model, not a curated record
CUUGCAUGCCUUUGAGGUCGUCAGAGCGCAGCACCCUUUCACCACCUUGUUACGCAAACAUGGGUGCUAUGUGACCAUGCUUCCGGGGAGUCUAUGAUGUUUUUUCAUCAUCAUGGCCAUACCAGAGGCCGAGCCUCUAGAAGCCCCGGCGCCUGGCCAGCCCGGCCCGGAGGCCAAGAGGUCCGCGUCGUCACCAGAUGACCACGGCGUCGACGUCGCUCUGGGCAACAGACGCCACGGGGCGGCGUCGUGCUGCAGCGGGCUGUGGCGCGCCGCUCGCUGCGUCACCGUGGAGCCCGUCCUCUUCUCCUACAUGUUCGCCUUCAUGCUCACGUCCGUCGUGGAGCAGGACUUCUACGUCGACCGGGCCUGCCGAGCACACCUCAACCUGUCCGACUACGUGUGCAGCCACAUCAGGGACAAGGGGAACGAGGACGACCUGAGCCGAGUGCAGAUUGAGGUGGCGUCCUUCUACCAGUACAACGGCAUCGCGUCCAACGCGGUGCCCUUCAUCCUCGCUCUGUUCCUGGGCUCCUGGAGCGACCGCCGCGGCCGGAAGCUGCUGCUGCUGCUGGGGCUGGCCGGACAGAUCUACUACUUCGCCAUGCUCACGCUGGUGUCCACGCAAGUAACGUGGCGCCUGGAGACGGUGCUGGCGCUGGCCAGCUUCCCCGCCGCCCUGACGGGCAGCAACCUGGCCAUCUUCGCGUCCACCUUCAGCUACAUGGCGGACAUCUCGUCCACGGCGGACCGCACGCUUCGCAUCGCCAUCCUGGACGGGUCGUACCUCGCCUCCAUGCCCACGGGCAUUGCUCUUGGCUCAUAUCUUUUCAGAUCUGUUGUGAACAGAUCCUUCACUAUUAUGUUCAUAAUUAACACUGUCAUUAUGACAUGUACGUUCCUCUACAGUCUCGUAAGACUCAAGUGGCAAACAGCUGAUUCUCAAAAACCACUAAAGGGUGUUAACAUUUGCACGGAUUUCUUUGAUUGGAAACAUGUUGUGGACUCUCUUAGAGCAGUAGUCAGACCGCGAGCAAAUCAUGGCCGCCUCUAUCUCCUUCUUAUCAUCCUUUCAAUGGGACUAUAUACCUUCCAGCGCAAUGAACGCCAAAUGUCAUUUUUAUACACCCAAAAACAAUUCAAAUGGAGUGUAAGUGAAUUUAGUGACUUUCGCACUUUUCAAACUGCCACUUAUGCUGUUGUAACUCUUUUGGGAGCACCAUUAUUGACCAAACUGUGCGGUCUGAAAGAUUCAGUAAUAGUGCUGAUAGGAGCUCCAGCUCAUGCCAUAGCAAGAGUAAUAUUUGCUUUAGCCGAAGUUCCUUGGCUUUUCUACUUUGGUGCUGGGGUAUCAUCACUUGGUCCCACUGUAGCACCUGUGCUGCGAUCUAUGACUUCAAAAGUGGUAUCUUUUGAGGAAAGAGGUAAAGUGUUUGCCAUCCUUGCGGUGGCUGAUAGUGCAGUUCCCCUAGUGUCAAGCGUCAUAUAUACUCAAGUGUACCAUGCUACAUUGAAUUCAUACCCAGCUGCAAUUUACUGGGUUACAGUAGCCUCACAGGGUCUUGUUUUCAUCUUCAUUUUGAUUGUUCAUUUUUCUAUGAAGAAGACAUUUUCGUCAGAUAUCCAAGCAUUAGAUGCCGAAGGAAAGUGAUAUGUUACUCCUAGGCUGUGUUAUUCCUGUUGUUUAAAUUUGUACUUAAUGAUUUACUUUGAUAGCCCAUCCAUUUUCAACUGUUGUCUUUUAAGUUAUAAAUAGUCAUCAUGACUCCUCAUUUAUUGUUUUGAACAUUCCCUCUCUUCACUAUUGCUAUCAUUAUUUCUAGUUUUAAAAUGUUUUUAUCACGGAAUCGAGUACUAUUGAAAUUCCAAUACAUGUGUAUAUGUUUUACAACAAAAAAUCUCUUUUUGAAAUAUUUUGCAUGGCUGUAUUGUUCAUUUAUUGAAGUAAAGUUCGUUUGAACACCGUCA